AUGAGCUGGCGGAUCCGACACAAUUCGUACCACUGGCAGGGUCGCCAGGAUUCUUUUGAGGGGAUCGCAGGUGCCGUGUCCUGCACUUCGUUCGAGGCUCUGCACCCUGCGCGUCACCUCGCUGCUUUCAGCAUCCAGCUGCACCUCCUGCAAGGCCCGCCAAUCACGCGCCGCCAGUUGGACGCCGCGUCCUGGUUGCUUACGCGCAGGGAGCUGUGUGACGUCAUGAACGAGCGCGCUGCUGCAGGCUUGUGUGGUAACCCGCAGUGUACACGCACUGUAGAUGGAACUCUACGGAUAAUUUACGAAGCAACAGCGGGCUCGAGCAGGUUUUGCAGUGAGGGGUGUGAGGAGCGAGGUAGGGCGGCGAAUUUUUGCUUCCCCUUGGAGCAACGCGGGAGAGGGGUCGAAUGGGGAGGGGCUUGGAGCAGGGAUGAUUUAACUGCCAUCGUUACGGCUGUCACCACGCCUGACGGCGACGGCGCUUGCACUGACAGGGGCGCUGCUGCUUCUAUCAGUGGGUCUGGUCCGGCUGAAUCAGGGUCGGCCACAUCAGGUUCGGUUGUAUUAGGCUCGGCUGGGCCCCAGUGUGUGAGUGAAGGCAGCCCCAGCAGCGCACGAGGGGAGGCUGCUGCUCUGCUGUCAGCGCGACUGCAAUCUGCUGCCGCCCGCCUGUGGACUGCCGGCAUGGCUGGGGCGAGUGGCGUGGCAGGGGCGGGUGGCGCGGGAGGGAAGGGAGGAGGAGGGACAACGAGUGCUGGCGGCUUCCUGGGUUUGGUGCUCAUGGGCGGGGCUGGGGGAGAGGAAGGGAUGGAAGGGAUGGAAGGGAUGGUAGGAAUGCAGGGAACGGAGGGGAUGGAGGGGAUGGAGGGGAUGGAAGGGGGUGAAGAUGGGGAUGAAGAUGGGGAUGAAGAGUGGCAGAGCGGGAACGCAGAGAGCCUCAGGGGAGUGCGGGGCAAGAGGGAAGGCGGAAGGGGGCAGUGGACUGCAAGCACGAGUGCUGCCCCUCUUGAAGGGACGCUGCCUGCACCUGCAUGCACUCAUCCCCAGGAAAUUGAGCCAUGGCGACUCUCUCCUGCAAGUAAUGGCUUCAACUGGGCCUGCAGGGAGGCGGCGGGAGCGCCUCAGGGCAUUGCGUCAGCAGGCAGCAGCAGCGGUGGCAGCAACGGCUGUGGUGGCAGCAGUGGUGCCCCCGCCACGAGCGCCAGAGCUUGCGGUGCGCGCAGCUGUGGGUCGGGGCAGGAGCCACGUGAGGGCAGCAGCAGCAGAGGGACGCGAGAGGGCAGCAGCGCCUGUGGUGGCCCUCGUGACACGAGUACUGAGCUAGGAAGCGCCAGCGGACUGUGGUCCAACGACUGCAGCACCUGUGCCUCACAGCAAGGACUGGGGGAGGACAGCAAAGAGGCGAGCCGGUGGAGCGGCGGCGUGAGUGCUGCUUUUUGGGAGGCGCUGCUGUGUGAGAGGAGGGAUGCGAGGGGGGAUGCGAGCAGCAGGUGUGCUGGCAGUGACGUGGAUGAUCUGUGUCAUUGCUCUGGUGCAGUUGGAGAGGCAGCGGGUCUGGAGAGGAGGAGAGAGGGCCAAGGGAAGGAAGAGGAGCAGGGGUGUGAUGAGAUGGCGGAGCAGGCAGAGGGGGAAGACGCAGGGAAGCAAGGCAGUGAGGACGAGGGGGGACGAGAGGAAGGGGCCAGUGUAGAGGCGGUGGGAGUGGAGGGUGUGGGAGGGGAGGCGGUGUGGCAGCGGCUGAUGGCUCACCGGCCCACGCUACCAGCAAGGCAGGAGAGGGCAGCUUCCGGCUCUGCCUCGCAGUGUGUCGUGGGCGGAUGCACAGGGGAGGGCUCUCACAGAGGAGCUUCAGUUCUCCAGGCACGAUAG
Closterium sp. NIES-65 is the source of this 1872-nucleotide messenger RNA. The record is from the annotation of a GenBank genome assembly. Lineage: Eukaryota; Viridiplantae; Streptophyta; Zygnematophyceae; Desmidiales; Closteriaceae.